AUGACAGAAGUGAAAGGAACUCCCAUCAUUAAAGGUUCACGAACAAUGCAAAUAACUGGCUUAUAUAAAGGACGGGCAAUUAUUAUAAAAGACUCUUACAGUGUUAUAAAUAAGAAGCCUAAACUAUUUCCUGCUAUGUUUAACUUACAAACAGGACCGAAAGAAGUAUUUCCAUACAACUACUACAGCAGUACUUUGUUAGCAAAUGACAACAGAACUGGUGUCAUUUCUGAAGCAUGUAAGUUUAUCCGGGAUGCAGAUACAUUCAUGAAAAACAUAGAUUCCAUCAAAGGUUGCAGAAUAGAUGAGAACCACUUCGACUUAGAAAAGUAUAGUACAUUUUAUUGCAAACAAGAUGUAAGAAUUUUAAGAGAAGGUUUUGUUAAGUUCCGCAAUGACAUAUUGAAAGAAUUUGAUUUAAACGUUUAUGACUACGUUAGUAUUUGUUCAAUUGCUAACAAAUUAUUUGAGAACAGAGUGUACUUCCCGAAUGGAAAUCUUUAUGACCUCUCAAAUAAACCAAGAGAGUUUAUUUCGAGAUGCAUUCAAGGUGGAAGAUGUAUGUUGUCAGAUAACAUUAAACAAAAGAGUAAAGAGAAACUCAUUGCUGAUUUCGACGCUGUUUCAUUAUAUCCAUCAGCUAUAGCAAGACUUUAUACUUUAGAAGGUAUUCCAAAGGUUAUGAAGAAAGAAAUGUUAAGCAAAGAGUAUCUCAUGAAACAUUUAUUUGAUGACGACCAAAAGGAACCCAUUGGUGAAAAGUUUAUGUCUGGCUUCUUUGUUCUCAUUAAGAUAAAAGAGAUUGGCAUACAUAGACACUUUCCUUUAAUAGUUUGUGACCCUGAACUAAAUCUAGAACUUAACGUUCCCAGAAGUUCAAAUACUUGCUGUUUAAUGUAUGUUGACCAUAUAACAUUACAAGACCUCAUAAAAUAUCAAGGUGUCAAAUGUGAAGUGUUGCAAGGAUACUAUUACGAUGGAAACAGAGAUAUAAGAAUAAGAGAUGAAGUAAAGAAGUUGUUUGA
Trichomonas vaginalis G3 is the source of this 1025-nucleotide messenger RNA. Its product is annotated as organellar and viral DNA polymerase type B. The transcript has a single exon. Gene Ontology annotation, molecular function: DNA binding; DNA-directed DNA polymerase activity; nucleotide binding. Gene Ontology annotation, biological process: DNA replication. The record is from RefSeq and is a predicted model, not a curated record. Lineage: Eukaryota; Parabasalia; Trichomonadida; Trichomonadidae. The annotation marks the transcript as partial.